Molecule: messenger RNA, 1077 nt
Organism: Clupea harengus (Atlantic herring)
Lineage: Eukaryota; Metazoa; Chordata; Actinopteri; Clupeiformes; Clupeidae
Product: transcription factor HES-5-like
Biological process (GO): regulation of DNA-templated transcription
Molecular function (GO): protein dimerization activity; DNA binding
Source: RefSeq, a predicted model, not a curated record
ACCACAGCAGAGAUACAGCCAUGGCACCUACUGUCACUGUACCCAUGACCAACUCUACAGAGUACCUACCACUGCAUAAUAAGCUGAGAAAGCCUUUGGUUGAGAAACUGCGCAGAGAUCGCAUCAACAGCAGCAUUGAGCAUCUCAAGACUAUACUGGACAAGGAAUUCCUGAGGCAGCAUCCAGACUCCAAGCAGGAGAAAGCUGACAUCCUGGAGAUGACUGUCCACUUCCUGAAACAGAAGCAGCAGCAGCAUCCCUCCACCUGCUCCACUGCAGCCAAUGAGGGCUACUCCAGGUGCAUGCAGGAAGCUGUCAACUUCCUGUCCCAGUGUGAGGUGCAGACACAGUCCCAGAGAAGACUGCUGAGUCACUUCCUACACAUGCUGCCUGCAGUGGACAAGAGCACUAGAGUCCAGCCUCAGCCCAGCUCUCCAGUCCGCCACAGCAGCAGCAAAGAGAAAACUCCAUGCUGCACUGCACUCUGGAGGCCCUGGUAGAGCCAUGUGGACUCUCUUACUGUUGACCAACAGAAUUCCUCUUGUCAGUCUGUGACUGACAUGGACAGUAAUUCUAAUGAUGUAGGGAUUGUGUCCCUCCUAUUCUACACGUGUAGAAAUAUUAUGAUUUGCUUUCACGAAUGGAAAGUCUAUUCCAUGACAGAAAGUGUUUUUUAUUGCCAAUUUUCUUAUGAGAUGCUUUCAUUUGAAAAAAGCUCUUAUUUUGGUGACAUGAAGAACUCUGUAUAUCUUUUAUCUUUUUUUGUGUAAGUGAGUUCCAGAACUACAAUUAUAACUCUUUUUGAGUAAUAUAUCCUACCCUCUCUAUUUGGAGAGUACUGUGUUUCCUGAGGAAACAUUUGAAAACAAACUUUGUGAAAGUUCUUGACAUUCAAGAUUGUCGUACAUUUAUGGCUCAUUUUGUGUAAGUGAGUUCCAGAACUACAAUUAUAACUUCUAUGAAGCUAUCCAUUUAUGCAGAAGGAUGAAGUGAAUUUAAUGCAAAAGAGAAUAUUGUUCUGUACCAUAUUCCUUAGCAUAUUUGUGUGCAAUAUCUGAAAUUACAUGUGUUUUCAUG